Molecule: messenger RNA, 5025 nt
Organism: Pediculus humanus corporis (human body louse)
Lineage: Eukaryota; Metazoa; Arthropoda; Insecta; Psocodea; Pediculidae
Product: kif1, putative
Exons: 26
Coding region: 1-5025 (1674 amino acids)
Biological process (GO): microtubule-based movement
Molecular function (GO): microtubule binding; microtubule motor activity; ATP binding
Source: RefSeq, a predicted model, not a curated record
AUGUCUUCUGUAAAAGUUGCUGUGAGAGUUAGACCUUUUAACAAUCGUGAAAUCUCAAGAGAAUGCAAAUGUAUUAUAGAAAUGUGUGGAAAAACAACAUCUAUAAUUAAUCCAAAAGCUCCUCCAGGAACAAAAGAAGCCAUCAAAAGUUUUAAUUAUGAUUAUUCAUAUUGGUCUCACGAUUGCACGGAUUCAUCAUUUUCCACACAAACAAUGGUUUAUAAAGAUAUUGGAGAAGAAAUGUUGGAACAUGCAUUCGAAGGAUACAAUGUAUGUAUUUUUGCUUACGGUCAAACGGGAGCUGGAAAAUCUUAUACGAUGAUGGGUAGACAAGAAGAAGGACAAGAAGGAAUCAUUCCAAUGAUUUGUAAAGAUUUAUUUGGGAGAAUAAAAAAAACAGCUUCGGAAGAAUUGAAAUAUUCUGUCGAAGUCAGUUACAUGGAAAUUUAUUGUGAAAGAGUUCGAGAUUUACUUAAUCCUAAUCCAAAAGGACAUUUGAGAGUCAGAGAACAUCCCUUAUUAGGACCAUACGUUGAAGAUUUAUCAAAAUUGGCAGUCACAUCAUUUGAUGAUAUAAAUCAUUUGAUUGAUGAAGGAAACAAAGCCAGAACGGUGGCAGCUACAAACAUGAACGAAACAUCUUCUCGAUCUCAUGCAGUUUUUACAAUACUUUUUACACAGCAAAAAUUUGAUUCGACAACAGAACUUUCAAGUGAAAAAGUCAGUAAAAUAUCACUUGUUGAUUUGGCCGGAUCAGAACGUGCGGAUUCAACGGGUGCCAAAGGAACAAGAUUAAAAGAAGGAGCAAACAUAAAUAAGAGUUUGACAACAUUAGGCAAAGUUAUAUCAGCUCUUGCCGAAAUUAGUGCUAAAAAGAAAAGAAAACAGGAUUUCAUACCUUAUCGUGACUCUGUUUUGACUUGGCUUCUUCGAGAGAACCUUGGUGGUAAUUCAAAAACGGCUAUGAUAGCAGCUGUAAGUCCUGCUGAUAUAAAUUAUGAUGAAACAUUAUCGACUCUUCGUUAUGCUGAUAGAGCUAAAGCCAUCGUUUGCAAGGCCAUCGUCAAUGAGGAUGCUAAUGCAAAACUUAUAAGAGAACUAAAAGAAGAAAUUCAAAGAUUGAGGGAUUUACUUCGGGCAGAAGGCAUCGAAGUACACGAGGGAGACGAUGGGGUGAGAUUAAUGAAAAAUAAUGAAAUUAACCAACCAACAAAUACUCCAUCCACUUUAGCAGAAGAAGCUGUCGAUCAAUUGCAAGCCAGUGAAAAACUUAUCGCGGAAUUAAAUGAAACGUGGGAAGAAAAAUUAAAAAGAACCGAACAGGUUAGAGUUCAAAGAGAAGCGGUUUUUGCCGAAAUGGGGGUUGCAGUUAAAGAAGAUGGAAUCACAGUUGGAGUAUUCUCCCCUAAAAAGACUCCACAUUUAGUUAAUUUGAACGAAGAUCCUUCAAUGUCGGAAUGUUUGAUUUAUUAUAUAAAAGAUGGGACUACACGAGUCGGUUCUGCUGAUGCUACCAUUCCACAAGACAUUCAACUCAGUGGAUCACACAUACUGAGUGAACAUUGCAUAUUUGAAAAUAAAAAUUCCGUUAUAACUCUUAUACCAAAGAAUGGAGCGAUGUGUUAUGUAAACGGCAGAGAAAUUUUAGAACCCAUCGUACUUAAAACCGGUUCUCGUGUUAUUUUUGGAAAAAAUCACGUUUUUCGAUUUAAUCACCCGGAACAAGCUCGUGAAAGGCUUGAAAAAAGCGAAAUAGAAAAACUUUCUCCAGCAGAAACUCCAAGCAACGGAGAACAAGUUGAUUGGAAUUUCGCUCAGAUAGAACUUCUCGAAAAACAGGGUAUCGAUUUAAAAUUGGAAAUGGAUAAAAAACUUCUUAUUUUAGAAGAACAAUAUAAGAAAGAAAAGGAAACUGCUGAUCAGCUAUUCGAAGAACAAAGAAAGACUUAUGAAGCUCGCAUUGAUGCCCUUCAAAAACAAGUUGAAGAACAAAGUAUGACAAUGUCUAUGUACAGUUCGUACACUCCUGAAGAUUUCAAUAAUGAAGAAGACAUAUUUGUUAAUCCAUUAUUUGAAGCUUCUUGUACGUGGUCCGACAGAGAAAUGCAAUUAGCCGGUUGGGCUUUUAAGAAAUGGAAAUAUCAUCAGUUUACGUCUUUACGUGAUGACCUUUGGGGAAAUGCUAUUUUUUUAAAAGAAGCAAAUGCUAUUUCCGUCGAAUUAAAGAAGAAGGUUCAAUUUCAAUUUACAUUACUUACGGAUACAUUGUAUUCACCUCUCCCUCCAGAUUUACUCACUCCAGGAGUUACGGAUGAUGAUGAUGAUGAGAGACCAUUUUCUCGUACUAUUGUAGCCGUGGAAGUAUUAGAUACUAAAAACGGAGCAACUCAUUAUUGGAAUUUAAACAAAUUGAGGCAAAGACUCGAAUUGAUGAGAGAAAUGUAUCAUAAUGAAGCAGAACUAUCUCCAACUUCUCCAGAUUAUAAUGUUGAAAAUUUAACUGGAGGGGAUCCUUUUUACGAUAGAUUUCCAUGGUUUAGAAUGGUUGGAAGAUCCUUCGUUUAUUUGAGCAACCUUAUAUACUCUGUUCCACUUAUACACAAAGUGGCCAUUGUUAACGAAAAAGGAGAUGUCAAAGGUUAUUUAAGGGUGGCUGUACAACCUGUUUUCGAAGAAAAUAGUGAAUAUGCUGUUGGUGUGAGACAAUCAGCUCGAAUCACUUUUGAAAAUGAAGUUUAUGGAUCUAAAACGAAUAAAAAAUUACAAGAAAAAAUAAAUAUUGAAGAAAGAAUUGUUGAAGGUAGUCCAGAAUGUUACAAUAAAAAUGAAGAUUGCGAAUGUGACACAGAUAGUGGGAAAGGUGAUAGUUCAGUGGGUUCUGACUUAAAAGAAGAAGAUAUUCCUGAUCAUUUAAAACUUGGAAAAGAAUUCACUUUUAGAGUUACGGUACUCCAAGCUGUGGGAAUUCCAACCGAAUACGCUGACAUUUUUUGUCAAUUCAAUUUUCUUCAUCGACACGACGAAGCAUUUUCCACAGAACCCGUUAAAAAUACAGGAAAAGGAAAUCCUUUAGGAUUUUACCACGUUCAAAAUAUUACAAUUAACGUGACGAAAUCUUUUGUUGAUUACAUAAAAACACAACCCUUAGUUUUUGAGAUAUUCGGGCAUUAUCAACAACAUCCCCUCCAUCGGGAUGCCAAACAGGAAGGAAAUCAAUACGUGAGGCAGCCACCAAAAAGAAUGUUACCACCUUCCAUCCCUAUAAGUCAACCAGUGAGGUCCCCGAAAUUCGGUGUCUUGCCUUCUCCAAGCACAAGUCACGUUCAUGCAAAAUAUGACAUUCUUGUUUGGUUUGAAAUAUGCGAGUUGGCUCCCAACGGUGAUUAUGUACCCGCUGUCGUUGAUCACAGUGAUGAUUUACCAUGUAGAGGUUUAUUUUUGCUUCAUCAGGGUAUUCAAAGACGAAUACGUAUAACCAUAGUUCACGAACAUGCUCCUGAACUUCAUUGGAAAGAUGUUAGAGAACUUGUUGUCGGUCGAAUUCGAAAUACUCCUGAAUCUGAUGAAGAAGAUAAUGAUGGAUCUGUUUUAUCUCUCGGUCUAUUUCCUGGUGAAUACAUAGAAAAUUUAGAAGAUGAUCGAUGCAUGUUUAGAUUCGAAGCUGCUUGGGAUUCUUCUCUUCACAAUUCUGCUUUGCUUAAUAGAGUUACCGCAUAUGGUGAACAUAUUUACAUGACUCUUUCGGCUUAUGUUGAGAUAGAAAACUGUGGACGUCCCGCUAUAAUAACAAAAGAUUUAAGCAUGGUAUUAUACGGUAGAGAUGCUAGAGCCGCUCCAAGAUCGUUGAAACAUUUAUUUACCGGAGGAUAUAGAAAUUCUGAAGCAAAUCGUUUGUCGGGAGUUUACGAGAUUGUUCUUCGAAGAGCAUCCGAAGGUAGCCCAGGUGUUCAGAGACGUCAAAGACGAGUUUUGGAUACGAGUUCAACUUAUGUAAGGGGAGAAGAAAAUCUUCACGGAUGGCGUCCACGUGGUGAUUCAUUAAUAUUUGAUCACCAAUGGGAAUUGGAAAAAUUAACACGUUUAGAAGAAGUAGAAAAAGUGAGGCAUAUGUUGCUUUUACGAGAACGUUUAGGAUUUGAUAAAUCAUUCCCGUCUAGAACUCACGAUUUUACUAAAUCGGAAAAAGAAGUUUGCAACAUGGUUGCUAAAGCAAACACGGAAAAUAAAUCAAAUUCAUUAAUAAAAACAAAUAGUGAUAUUUGCGAUACAAAAUUUAUAUUAAAUGAUCGUGAAAAACAAUUAUUAUUAAAAUGCAUAAAAUUAAUACAAGGAAAUAUUCCCAAUAAGGAAUUGAACAUUUCAAAAAUAUCUUCACCCGUAGACGAUUGCGACGUUUCUGUCAACAUGUCUACCACUGCGGCUUAUACCCAAGAGAUAUGUUCCUCCGACAGUACUAGAAUAGAUCAGUUACCAAACGUUGAAGGAAUACUCGCUCCUCAGCCUCUUAUGGACAAACCACAAAUUUCAAAUGAAUCUUUAGUGCUUUACAUACCGGAAGUGGAGGAAAUUCGAAUAAGUCCAAUAAUUGCCAGAAAAGGAUACUUGAAUGUUUUGGAGCACAAUUCAAACGGAUGGAAAAAACGUUGGGUCGCCGUGCGUAGGCCCUACGUUUUUAUAUUCAGAGAUGAAAAAGAUCCGGUGGAAAGGGCUUUAAUUAAUCUAACAACAGCUCAAGUAGAAUGUUCGGAAGAUCAACAGGCAAUGGUACGAGUGAAAAAUACAUUUAGCGUCGUAACAAAACAUCGAGGUUAUUUGUUACAAACAUUUUGCGAAAAAGAAGUUCACGAAUGGUUGUAUGCCAUAAAUCCAUUAUUGGCCGGACAAAUCAGGUCGAAAUUGGCAAGAAAAAGGCUUUUGCUUAACGGUUCUUGUCUUCAACAGCAACAAAUAUCCCCUCAUCAUAAGUAUUAUACGCAACCUCAGCAGCAGCAGCAGCAACAGCUUUUGGCAAAAGAAGAUAAAUAA